Halichondria panicea is the source of this 4421-nucleotide messenger RNA. Its product is annotated as serine/threonine-protein phosphatase 6 regulatory ankyrin repeat subunit B-like. Bases 158 to 4234 code for a protein of 1358 amino acids. Gene Ontology annotation, cellular component: T-tubule. The record is from RefSeq and is a predicted model, not a curated record. Gene Ontology annotation, molecular function: protein binding. Gene Ontology annotation, biological process: regulation of cardiac muscle contraction; protein localization to T-tubule. The transcript is spliced from 35 exons. Lineage: Eukaryota; Metazoa; Porifera; Demospongiae; Suberitida; Halichondriidae.
GAGGUAGCAUCACCUGAGAUGAUACUCCCCCACACCGAAUGGGGUGAUUUUCAUAGAGCUAAGCUAGAGACCAGGUACGUACCAGUGAGUGAUCGUGACUCGACUGAGGAUGCAGUAUAAUUAUAAGUCACUCUGAAAGUUAGAUCUCAAUCCUGAGAUGUCAUUAUUAAUGGAAGCUUGCGAGACGGGUGAUGUGGGUGUGGUUCAGUUGGCACUAGAAGGAGGGGCGGAUCCAAACCAGGCCUACGAGUCGGGCCAGUCCCCUCUCUGGGUAGCUAGUUACGAUGGCCACCUGAAGUGUGUGGAGCUUCUAAUUAAUGCUGGAGCCAAUGUUGAUGAUAUACAACAAGAGGACAACGUGACAGCUCUCCUCGCAGCCAGUGGCAAUGGACAUGAUGAGGUGGUGAGGGUCCUCUUAGCAGCCAAGGCUACAGUCAACACUCAUAACAAGUCGGGUCAGUCCCCUCUCUGGGCAGCCAGUUGCAAUGGUCACCUGAAGUGUGUGGAGCUUCUAAUUAAUGCUGGAGCCAAUGUUGAUAUACAAGAAGAGAACAACGUGACAGCUCUCCUCAUAGCCAGUUACAAUGGACACGAUGAGGUGGUGAGGGUCCUCUUAGCAGCCAAGGCUACAGUCAACACUCAAGACAAGUCUGGUCAGUCCCCUCUCUGGGCAGCCAGUUUCGAUGGUCACCUGAAGUGUGUGGAGCUUCUAAUUAAUGCUGGAGCCAAUGUUGAUAUACAAGAUGAGGACAACGCGACAGCUCUCCACGUAGCCUGUCAGAAUGGACAUGAUGAGGUGGUGAGGGUCCUCUUAGCAGCCAAGGCUACAGUCAACACUCAAAAAAAGUCGGGCCAGUCCCCUCUCUGGGCAGCCAGUUGCAAUGGUCACCUAAAAUGUGUGGAGCUUCUAAUUAAUGCUGGAGCCAAUGUUGAUAUACAAGAAGAGAACAACGUGACAGCUCUCCACGCAGCCAGUUACAAUGGACACGAUGAGGUGGUGAGGGUCCUCUUAGCAGCCAAGGCUACAGUCAACACUCAAAGCAAGUCUGGUCAGUCCCCUCUCUGGACAGCCAGUUUCUAUGGUUACCUGAAGUGUGUGGAACUUCUAAUCGAUGCUGGAGCCAAUGUUGAUAUGCAAGAAGAGGAUGGAACCACUGCCCUAUAUGUAGCUGCUCAGAAUGGUCACUUGAGGGUAGUUGAAGUGUUGAUUGCAGCUAUGGCUCAGGUUGACAUUCAACAGAAGGACAACGUGACAGCUCUCCACGCAGCCAGUAGCAAUGGACAUGAUGAGGUGGUGAGGGUCCUCUUAGCAGCCAAGGCUACAGUCAAUACUCAAGACAAGUCGGGAGAGUCCCCUCUCUGGUCAGCCAGUCGCCAUGGUCACCUAAAAUGUGUGGAACUUCUAAUCAAUGCUGGAGCCAAUGUUGAUAUACAAGAUGAGGACAACGUGACAGCUCUCCACGCAGCCAGUAGAAAUGGACAUGAUGAGGUGGUGAGGGUUCUCUUAGCAGCCAAGGCUACAGUCAACACUCAAGACAAGUCGGGUCAGUCCCCUCUCUGGGCAGCCAGUAGCGAUGGUCACCUGAAGUGUGUGGAGCUUCUAAUUAAUGCUGGAGCCAAUGUUGACAUGCAAGAGGAGGACAACUGGACAGCUCUCCACGCAGCCAGUUACAGUGGACAUGAUGAGGUGGUGAGGGUUCUCUUAGCAGCCAAGGCUACAGUCAACACUCAAAUCAAGUCGGGUCGGUCCCCUCUCUGGGCAGCCAGUUGCAAUGGUCACCUGAAGUGUGUAGAGCUUCUAAUCAAUGCUGGAGCCAAUGUUGAUAUACAAGAUGAGGACAACUGGACAGCUCUCCACGUAGCCAGUUACAAGGGACACGAUGAGGUGGUGAGGGUCCUCUUAGCAGCCAAGGCUACAGUCAACACUCAAACCAAAUUGGGUCAGUCCCCUCUCUUGGCAGCCAGUUGCGAUGGUCACCUAAAGUGUGUGGAACUUCUAAUCGAUGCUGGAGCCAAUGUUGAUAUGCAAGAAGAGUCGGGAGUGUCCCCUCUCUGGAUAGCCAGUUUCGAAGGUCACCUGAAGUGUGUGGAACUUCUAAUCGAUGCUGGAGCCAAUGUUGAUAUGCAAGAAGAAGAGGAUGGAACCACUGCCCUAUAUGUAGCUGCUCAGAAUGGUCACUUGAGGGUAGUUGAAGUGUUGAUUGCAGCUAUGGCUCAGGUGGACAUGCAAGAGAAGGAUGGAACCACUGCCCUAUAUGUAGCUGCUCAGAAUGGUCACUUGAGGGUAGUUGAAGUGUUGAUUGCAGCUAUGGCUCAGGUUGACAUUCAACAGAAGGAUGGGGCCACAGCAUUACACGUAGCCUGUAAGAAUGGUCACUGUGAAGUGGUAGAGUGCUUAGUGGAGAGAGCCCACUGUGACACCAUUGUAAAGAGGAAUAAUGGCUGGACUCCCCUCCACACUGCUUGCUACAAUGGACACAAAGAUGUGGUACAGUACAUGGUGGAGGGAGCCCACUGUGACAUCAGUGUAACUGAUGCUGGAGGCAGGACUCCACUUGACUAUGCAAUACAGGAGGGUCACACUGAAACCAUCGAAUAUCUUCAGUCUCUUGGGGCACCAUCUGCUGCUCCCAGUCAGAGCACUGACCCUCCAGUCGGCCAGCAGCCUCAAGGGUUGUUGAACAAGCUACAAUCACCCGCUAUUCAACAGUCAGAGCGCAUAUCCCGAACAGUAAACGUGAUUAAUACUCUACACAAGCUUAUGGGCAUCACUCGUAAAAAAGCUAAACAAUUGUUUUCUCGGAGAAGCAAAGAAAAAAAGGAGUACCUCAAAAACAAGAGUGAUCAAAUCCUGGCCAAACGCGAAGGGCUGCCUCUAGGGAGUUAUCAAGAUGUUAUAUUGUCUCCUCAUCUACCAACUGGAGGCAUGAGUCAACCGCAAGAAUCCAAACACAGUUUUGAUCUCCCUGGUGUUGAAGCUGUAGCCCACACUCACGUGAUUGUCACCAACUCGUCCCAAACCUUCGUCUGGGAUGGCCAUGGGUUCAAACUCCACAUACCCCAGGACUCCUUGCCAGCUGGUGUUGACCAGUGUCAACUGGACAUCAUGGCCAGUGUAGCUGGAGAGUACCAGUUUCCCGACAAUCUCCAGUUGGUCAGCGGUGUCUUCUGGUUGCGUCCUCAUCUCCCGGGUUCAUUCCAGCGGCUGCUGACAGUCGAAAUACAUCACUGUGCCAAGAUGACUGGCUCCACCAAGCUCUCAUUUGUAAGAGCACUUUGCUCCCAGGAGAGUCUGCCGUACACAUUCAAGCAGCUCAAAAGACGUGGCUCGUUCGCUGAUCAGACAUCGUACGGUUCACUAGAAGUGUCUCACUUCAGUGGACUGGCGGUGACUGGAGAGGAUGUGGACAGAGAGUACACUGCCAGCCUCUACUACCUUGGGUCAGAGCUGCAUAGCAGGGAAAUACAUUUUGUUGUCAGCUGGAAUGAUGAGAUUCAUAGAACACGUGUGAGUGAGGAGUACUCAUCUAAAGAAGCCAUUCUCGGAGUGAACCAUAUCGUUGAGUUCGAGGAGGACAGUAUAACACUGGAUAUUCCUAUGGCUGGCGCUGAAGUCAGUGGAGGGUGGAGAAUAACGCCAAUGUUCCAUCCUACGGUCACCAAGAAGCAUGUUGAUCAGUUUAAACCUGGACGGAGAAUUCCGCACUGCCACUUGAAGGCUAAAGUGACAAGCAACCACGAGGUGUCUGCUCCAGAGCUACUCCACCAAGUCAAGCUAGUGGGUGCAAAGUUUCCCUACAACAUCGUCACUAUUAAUCUGGACCAACAAACUCUUCCAGGAUCAUCUGCUCAACCAGUGAGUACAGCUCUUCAACGGUUGCUGGGCAAAUGUCAACUCACUACUUCACAAAUCAACGGGGAAAUCCAACAAAAAGACAUAUCGCGUUUGGCUUCCUGCUUCGAUAAUGUGGAGCUCUAUGUCGAUGCGUUGGAAUUAACCCCUGGCGAACAAACUGACGUUCGGUUGAAGAAAAUUGACAGUAACCACCUAGCUAUGAUCGAGUGUUUGAAAAUCUGGAAAAGAAGGAAGCCCUUACAAGCGACAUUCAGGGCCCUUCUGGAGAUGUUAGUAGAGAUGAAGAAAGAGGCGAUUGCUGCUCAAGUUCUGUCAGUACUCGAAGGUUGCUGUCAGAGGAGGUCCGACAACCGUGCGCCUAACAUUAAUGUUUGCUGAAUCAGCAGUUUUGCCUUUAGAGGAGCUGUGAGGAGGUGCACAUAAUACAGCACUCCAUAGACUGUAGAGAUGCCGGAACAGAACCCUUAGAUCAGCUAUAUAUCACUAUUGUGUGAUUGCAUGUGUAUGUUGUGUUUUGUGUAAAUUGUCGAAAUGUUUCGAUAUCUCAUAAUUAUUAAUAGCUAAA